AAAAUACAAGGAAGUCAAGAUGAAAUUGAACGACUAUCAGUUCUUGAUGAAUUUGUUGACCAAACUUUAAGUGAACAAAUAUAUAAUACAUUUCAAGAUCCAGACUCUAAUAACCAUUCUCUUUUUGAAUACACAACUCAAAACACUACAAAAGGAUACUUUAAUAUGGAAACUUGUUAUCAACAUAGAAUUCAACAUAUGCAAAACCUUUUUGCAGAAGAG
Messenger RNA from Racocetra persica, 222 nucleotides. NCBI's taxonomy places the organism in Eukaryota, Fungi, Glomeromycota, Glomeromycetes, Diversisporales, Gigasporaceae. The record is from the annotation of a GenBank genome assembly.